UAGGUCUAAAAUUUUCUAGAGCAGUGGACUCUAGGUGUGCCUUCUUUAACAGAGGUUUAACCCAAUACAUCAGCACCAGACAGCGAUUUAUAAAAAAUGGGGUGAAAUGACAUCAAUCGAAGAGCCAGAUGGCUUUAACUGCCAAACUCCUAUCUCAAGAAGAAGUGACUUGAGAUUGGUUAAAAAUGGGAAAACUCCACAGUGGUGGCAGGGGUCCCAAGCAGGUUGAGAAAUGCCCAGUCUAAUGGCAUUAUUCUUACUUUUAAUUUUUUUUGAUAAUCCAUUACACAAAAUGCAUUCACAUUUGUUAUCUCUAGAUGGACAUAUGAUGCUAAUACUUUAUUCCAGUAUGUUUAUUUAACUAGCCACACACUUUUGCAAUGAUUCCCAGAUGAGGAUGCACUUCGUUGUUAUGGUGAUGCUGUUGCCGGUGCUAAUGAGGGCUGUUUCAGAGGGCAGGUCCAGCUGUCGACUUACCAAUAUCUCCAUUACUGUGGAAAGUGAGGAAUGUGGCAGCUGCAUUACUAUCGACACUACUGCUUGUGCUGGGCUCUGCAAAACACAGGAAAGAGUAUACCGUAGCCCUAUGGUGCAGAACUACCAGAACACUUGUAACUUCAGAGAGUGGACCUACGAAACUUAUGAAUUCAAAGGCUGCCCUCUCAGGGUUGACUCGGUUUUCAGCUACCCUGUGGCCCUCAGCUGUGAGUGCAGCAAGUGUAACACUGACAUUAUGGACUGUGGAGUUCUCAGCCACCAGACAACCAGCUGCAAUGCACAUUAUUAG
Triplophysa dalaica is the source of this 787-nucleotide messenger RNA. RefSeq names its product follicle stimulating hormone subunit beta (gene fshb). Gene Ontology annotation, biological process: ovulation; G protein-coupled receptor signaling pathway. The transcript is spliced from 2 exons. Gene Ontology annotation, molecular function: hormone activity. Gene Ontology annotation, cellular component: cytoplasm; extracellular region. The record is from RefSeq and is a predicted model, not a curated record. The coding region runs from base 392 to 787 and encodes 131 amino acids. Lineage: Eukaryota; Metazoa; Chordata; Actinopteri; Cypriniformes; Nemacheilidae.